AUGUAUUUUGGAGCAGUUGCCCUUAUUCUCUUUUCACCUCUGGCCGCAUCUUUGAUAGAGUAUGUCAUAGCUUUCUUUAAAGUGGGCUAUGCCGAUGCCCGAUUCACCUAUCACAAAAUGUAUGAGGAACAGUCGUAUGUUAUUGACCAUCACAGUCCUUUAAACUACAUACUCAUCUAUUCCAUGGAGACAAUGAAUGGUCAUUACGCCAUUGUCUUUAAUAUUUGCCCGGAUGUCUGGCUGGUUGCCUAUGCCAUACAAUUGUGCAUGCAUUUCGAUUAUGUAUCCCGUUCUCUGGAGAGUUAUGAACCCGUGGCCGCAAAGUCAUCAACAGAUUCGAAAAUGAUUGCCAGUUUGGUAAAGAAACAUCAAAUUUUAUUGGAAAUGGCCGACGACUUGAAGGAAAUUUUCAGUUUACUCGUUUUGGUCAUGCUUUUCUCUACGGUGGCUACCUUAUUUUGUGCUGCAGUAUAUUUACUUACCGAGGGACUGGGUAAAGAUGUCAUUGGAUAUUUGGCAUUUUUACCCACAAGUUUGGGACAAUAUUUUAUGGUAUGCUACUAUGGUCAGCAAAUAAUAAACAAGAGUUUGGAAAUAGGAGAAGCUGCUUAUAGCCAAACUUGGUAUAAUGGGUGUCAAAGCUAUAAGAAGUCCAUACUGGCCAUACUAGGGCGAUCUCAACGUCAGUGCGAAAUAAACGCUGGAGGUUUUCAAACAACAAACCUAAAGGGUUUCGAAUCGGUUAUGCGCAUGACUUUCCAAUUGUUUACCCUUUGGAGGACAAUGAUGGAACCGAACUAAGAAGCUUAUUUCAUUAUUAUAAACCAUUAAAAAUAUAAUUUAUUUCAGUUAGCUGUACGGAUCCCUGUGAGGUUGAAGUAAACUUCAGAUCUUAAAUUUUGAGUUCAGCAAAUGUGUUUAACACUCUGUAGAUGGUGAAUUUUGACAAAUUGUGAAAUUAGUAUCUGCACUUAUCAAA
Stomoxys calcitrans (stable fly) is the source of this 979-nucleotide messenger RNA. RefSeq names its product odorant receptor 49a-like. The record is from RefSeq and is a predicted model, not a curated record. Gene Ontology annotation, molecular function: olfactory receptor activity; odorant binding. The transcript has 4 exons. Gene Ontology annotation, cellular component: plasma membrane. Bases 1 to 801 code for a protein of 266 amino acids. Lineage: Eukaryota; Metazoa; Arthropoda; Insecta; Diptera; Muscidae. Gene Ontology annotation, biological process: sensory perception of smell; detection of chemical stimulus involved in sensory perception of smell.